CCGCCGGUCAUGUGCUCAGCCAAGAUGGCGGCGCUCAGCGGAGCGGUGCUGGCCGUGCUGGGGCUGCGCCUGUGCUGCGCGGCUGCCGCCGUCCCCCUCGUUAUCUGGCACGGGAUGGGAGACACUUGCUGCAAUCCGCUGAGCAUGGGCUACAUUAAGAAGAUAGUGGAGAGUAAAAUACCAGGGAUUUAUGUUGUGUCUCUGAAGAUUGGAAGCAACCUGAUACAGGAUAUGGAGAACAGCUUCUUUAUGAACGCAAAUGACCAGGUGAGAGAGGUGUGCAGCCAGCUGGCAAAGGACCCUCACCUGAAAGGAGGCUACAAUUCCAUGGGCUUCUCCCAGGGAGGCCAGUUCCUGCGGGCGGUGGCCCAGAGGUGCCCUUCUCCUCCCAUGCUCAAUCUGAUCUCCAUUGGGGGACAGCACCAAGGCGUGUACGGCUUUCCACGCUGCCCUGGGGAGAGCUCCCAUAUCUGUGACUGGAUCCGAAAGACGCUGGAUCUGGGUGCCUACACACAAGCUGUUCAGGAGCACUUGGUACAAGCAGAGUAUUGGCAUGAUCCGCUGAAGGAGGAUGACUACAGGAAAAACAGCAUCUUUCUGGCUGACAUAAACCAGGAGAGGGGCAUCAAUGAGACGUACAAGAAAAACCUGAUGGCUCUGAAGAAGUUCGUGAUGGUGAAGUUUCUCAAUGAUACCAUGGUCGACCCCCCGAUCUCUGAGUGGUUUGGGUUUUACAGAAGUGGCCAAGCCAAGGAGACCAUCCCACUGAAGGAGACCUCGCUGUACACAGAGGAUCGCCUGGGGCUGCAGGAGAUGGACAAAGCAGGGAAGUUGGUGUUCCUGGGGGUGAAGGGGGAUCACCUCCACUUCUCCGAAGAGUGGUUCUACACCUCCAUCCUCCCCUUCCUCCAGUGAAGCGAAGGGGAGGGCCCAGUGAGAGCACUGGGGGGGGUUCCACCACUGUAGUUAAAGCAGCUGCUAUGGGGUAAUGGCACUUUCCAUGUAGAGCCUGCAAGGAUCCGGGGAAGGGGAGGAAAAGGGCCCUUAGCUCAGCAGCUCCAAGGGGCACGGUGGCACCUCUUAUUAAGAGAGCAGGAUUUCUCUGGGUGGAACUGCACUCCCGUCCUGGUGCACUGAGCCUUGCCCUGGCUCUGAAGCCCUUUGUCCUGCGUGGGCCUGGGUAAGUCUGCUCCAGAGGUUUCCUCUCCCCUUGCCUGUUCUCACAGGCCACAAUGGCAGUAUUAACUGAAUGCACUAGUGCAAGAAUUGAGCAUCUCGGCAGGAUGGCUGUCUGCAGAGGAAAGACAUUAGAGCCCAUCCUUCAGGACUGGGGCGGGGGGGAAAGGGGCAAGUUGAGGUGUUUCUGGGGGAAAAGGAGGGGUUUGCAUUAAGCAGGUAUUAACAGCUUGAAGUUUGCAACUAAUGGCACUUUUGUACAGCAAUCGGAACCAAUAAAAACUUUAACCAACUAAAACCAGGUGAGAUUCAGCAAGUACUGUGUGAUGUGAGGAGGGGUGUCAGGAAAGUCUGUAUGUGCCCAUGGGGAAAGCACACAGAGCACGUUGGGCAGCUCAUCCUGUGCCCCCAAAGAGCAGACAAGAGCCACUGUAAUGAGCAAGUUGGCAUUAACUUUAUUCUAUCUUCUGUAUAAUCUUAAGUACAUAAGAAAGGUUUUUUCCACAAGCCUCAGGAGAAGACGAGUACAAGUCACAGGACAGUCUCAAAAUAAAAAAAAAUUGCAUAUU
Molecule: messenger RNA, 1745 nt
Organism: Pezoporus occidentalis (night parrot)
Lineage: Eukaryota; Metazoa; Chordata; Aves; Psittaciformes; Psittacidae
Gene: PPT1
Product: palmitoyl-protein thioesterase 1
Exons: 9
Coding region: 10-915 (301 amino acids)
Biological process (GO): protein depalmitoylation; receptor-mediated endocytosis
Cellular component (GO): lysosome
Molecular function (GO): palmitoyl-(protein) hydrolase activity
Source: RefSeq, a predicted model, not a curated record